This is a messenger RNA of Hibiscus syriacus, 624 nucleotides long. RefSeq lists its product as uncharacterized. The transcript has 3 exons. The record is from RefSeq and is a predicted model, not a curated record. Bases 207 to 572 code for a protein of 121 amino acids. Lineage: Eukaryota; Viridiplantae; Streptophyta; Magnoliopsida; Malvales; Malvaceae.
UCAUUCCUCGACAUACCGGUCGUCUUCGAUCGAAAAUAAAUAAUAAACAAAAAAAAAUUUCUCUCAAAUCCUCCUGAAAUAAGGAGAGGAAAACAAGCAACUAAAGAAAAAUAACAAUCUUGUUUACUGAGAAAAAGCUCAGAGGUUCUUGCGAUUUAUGGUGAUGUCGUUAAUCAAUUGAACUUAUCUGUUUUAACUUCUCCAGAAUGGACCAUUCUUCCAGUGGUGAGGGCCCUGCUAUACUGCAGUUACAUAAAUGGGAUCCCUCAGAGUUGCCACUCAAUUUGUCAGAAUAUCGCGAAGCCUUCAUAUCUCCAACAAGGGAAUUACUGUUAUUGCUUUCAUACAAAUGCCAAGCUUUACUACUUCCUUUGACUACAGGGGGAUCUGUAGACACUGAUAUUUCUGAAAUUUGUCAUGAAGAGAGUCCCCAACAUUUAGAUUUAUUAGCUUGUACUAAUUUAAAGGAUGAUUUUCGUGCACUUCUGGAUCAGCAACAUAUUCUGAUGACAGUAUUUCCCUUGAACCUGGAUUUUCAAAGUCUAACUGUUACCCUUUUCUUUGUGAUGUAAAGUCAUUGGCUUGGGGUGUGUGUGGGGAUACCUAUAAUGUAACAUCCGCAAU